CUUGUCUUUGAUUUACUCAUCUUACGUAGUAUAUUACUUACUCUAUGAUUUACUCAAGUUUACCAAGUUGUGUCGUUUUUAGGUUAAGAAUAGAAACAAACAAAAUGUUUUGUUUUUUCUAGUGAUAAAAGAAGUAAAUAUUGCGGUAAUCAUACUGUUACUGAAUUAAACGACGUUGACUGUUUAAUUUCUUAAACGAUUAUCAAAAAUUUCUAGCAUACCUAAGUUUAAGUUUUCAACCUGUGCAGCUACUUUUUCUCAGUCUCUACAAGACACAUAGAUAUAAACAGAUUAAUUAAAUCACUACAAAGAUCCUAAAUCCUGUGCGUGUAACAUGUUGAAGAAGAUGGACGUUCAAACAUUACCUAAGAAAAAAACAAUUAGCAAAGGCAAGAUGAAAAAAAGCAUAAAAAAUGUGCUGUACCGCCCUGACGCUGUACGGUGGCCCCAAACUUCAGAAAAUGAUUCACUAGAACUGGAAACAGCAUUGAGUACUUACAGAGUUGACAUACCUGUAUUUAAGAAACCUCAUUGGAAUGAACUAAAACAUAUAGAAAAAGAAAAGAGACCCAAGGCACCACCAAUACCGAAAGUUGAAGGUUUAAUUUUUGGUAUAUCAGAAGGUUUGACUGCACUAGAAAAUAGACAGUGCUGGGCAGUAAUUAUUGAAGCGUCAGUGGUACCACGGACUAUUGUACAACCUGUAAUUGAAGCUUGUGUUCAAGAUAAUAUUCCAGUUGUGUGCCUUGCUGGGUUACGGAAAAUUAGCUUAAAUCAUUUCGGUAUACCUACAAGUUGCCUUUGUAUAAAAAAUGAACAACUACCUGACCUCAAAAAUCAAAUACUAGCAAUUUCAAAUAAGUUUAAUAAACCCAUAAAAUUGGAACAGAAUAAGAAAAUAGUGGAACCUAUGGAAGUGGAUACUGCUAUAGAAAAUCAAAAUGAUACAAAUAUUUCCAAAAAUGAGUUUUCCUAUUUACACAGAUCAGAUAAGAGAACUCGAGUAUUUAUACCAUCUGAUGCAAAAGAAGUGGCAAAGAAUGAUUUCUCUGGGCAAAACUUCAUUAGUUUCUCAAACAAUCAAGAAUCAGAGUCUAAUAGUAAAGAGUUUAUGAAAAUGACAGUAAAAAAAAUAUUAGGCAAUGCAAACAGGGUGAAGAGAAAGAAAAACUAGAAAUAUCUUUUGAAAAUCUUUAUUUAUAAAAUAUCAAUAAACUAUAAUGUCAAAAAAGACAUGGAUUAUUUUUAUACAUUCCUGAAGGAAUGUGAAAUUGCAAAUCAGUAAUCAGAUUUGAUUGGGCUUUAUGCCUUUGCUAAUUGAAAAGGUCUUUUCAAGAAGAGUACGUGCUGGGCGAUAUUCUUGCUCAGUUUAUAUACGGCUUUAAGCGUGAUAACAAGAUAUUUGAAUGGAGUAUUUAAA
This is a messenger RNA of Manduca sexta (tobacco hornworm), 1420 nucleotides long. RefSeq lists its product as uncharacterized. NCBI's taxonomy places the organism in Eukaryota, Metazoa, Arthropoda, Insecta, Lepidoptera, Sphingidae. The coding region runs from base 335 to 1174 and encodes 279 amino acids. The transcript has 4 exons. The record is from RefSeq and is a predicted model, not a curated record.